Molecule: messenger RNA, 4048 nt
Organism: Pecten maximus
Lineage: Eukaryota; Metazoa; Mollusca; Bivalvia; Pectinida; Pectinidae
Product: proline-serine-threonine phosphatase-interacting protein 1-like
Exons: 14
Coding region: 166-1443 (425 amino acids)
Biological process (GO): actin filament polymerization
Cellular component (GO): cytoplasm; plasma membrane; actin filament
Molecular function (GO): actin filament binding
Source: RefSeq, a predicted model, not a curated record
UACAUACAUAGUGUAGGAUGACGAGUGGGUGUGUUGGUGAUAGGAUAGCAGACCUAAAACAUAUCAAUCAUGGUAUUUGCUCUGUGUUACACAGGUGAACACUAUAUGUUAAAGUGAAUUGCUUCCACUCGUCCUCUCAAGUCAAGCAGGAUCAACACAUCAAAGAUGACCAAGAAACCAAAGUUUGUGGACUCGUUCUGGGAUUCGGAUAUAGCCAGCACAAGAGGAAGUGAUGUUAUUGUGCGACGAAUGAAGGAGGGCAAGAAGGUGUGCAAGGAGUUGGUAGAAUAUUUAUCUGAAAGAUCAAAAGCAGAAGCUACUUUUGCGAAAGCUCUUAAAAAUGCAGCUCGUAAACUGGAUAGCAACAUGGAAAUUGGGGAACUCGGGCUGUCCAUUUCAACUCUGAAGAGCGAGACAGAACACAUAUCUGCAGCUCACGAAGCAGCCGGGAACGAUAUGUCUGCACUAUCAAUAGAACUAUCAAACUUCAACAAGGAGCAAGAGGCCAUAAAAAGCCAGAGAGCGGAACACCUACAGAAAUCCACAUCUAAUAAGUUAACCAGUAACAGCAAGGCUAACACGCUAAAGGAGAAAUAUGUUCAGCGAUGUCGAGAGCGGGACACAGCGGAUGAUGCUUACAAAGCAGCGAGAAAUAGUGUAGCCACUCAGACAAAAGAUCUCCAGAAGGCAGAGAAGAAUAAAGAGAAAUGUUAUGACAACAUGCAGAAUGCAGACACGGCGUAUAAAAGUUCUCUUGAAACCUUGGAGGCAGCCAGGAAAGCUUGGGAAUCUACUAUGGUAGAGACGUGCGAGGCCUUCCAACAGAUUGAGGAUGAUCGAAUCUAUCUUACGCGGAACAUUCUGUGGAAAAUCACUAACGUUGACUCCCAGGCGUGUGUGAUACAGGACAACUGUGCUGAGAAAAUACGACAGGCAUUGGAAAAGUGCGACAUUGAAACAGAUCUACAAACUUUUAUUGAUAAUUACGGCGUGGGAAGGGUUCGUCCAGAAAGAGUACCUUAUGUGAACUACUACGAAAGAAGGGGAAGUCAGUCAAGCCCUUCCACAGUGACAGGAACUGGAACGCGUCCUCGACAGCCCCUCCCUCCUGCUGGUCAUACCAUGUCAGGAGGAGGAGCCCCGAGAUCCCAACCAGGACGGCCAACAGGACCGCCGAGAGGACCCCCACCCAAACAGCCACCUUUGAUAUCAUUAAGUGGAGACGACGACGGUGCGUACGCAAGCAUUAGCACAACGACCAACAAUAAAAGAAUGGCUAAUGUUGUACAUGCACACGAGGCAAAGAUGCCCUUUGAACUGUCGGUGAAACCUGGAGAUAUUGUGGAGGUGCUAAACCAGAACAAAGGCUAUUUUCAAGUAAAAGUUGGAAACCGCGUGGGCGCCAUUCCCGAAGCAUGUGUGAAUUUUGCAAAACACGUCUAACAUCCAGCUUCUAUAAUCAUCAUCACAACAUUUUGUAUACUGAAAUACUGUGCUAUUUAUUACCCGUGAUAUUAACCAAGAUCAAGCAUUGUACAAAGCAUAUCUAAAAGCAUAUUAUUAAAUAUGCCAAAUAUACCAUGUUUAUUUCCAUUGGAGAUAAACCCCAUAAGCCAUGCUUACUAUAAAUACUAUUUUAGGGAAAAUAACGACUCGUCGUUUAUACUAUACACUAUAUAGUUGGUAGUAUUCGCAGGGAAUUUGAUUUUGCUAUAUUUGCUAUAAAGAAAUGUUUACUGCAGAAUGUUUGUAAUGCGGUGUUCCACGAAAUUUAAAACCCGCAAAUUAGUUCCGGUUGGGACAACCACGAAAUAGUAAUCCCAUGAAUUAUACGACAUACAGGAUUAAGAUUGGAAUCGUUUCACAAUUUUAUCGUUUUCAUUGAGCGGCAUGAUGGGUCUAUAGCUUUUUAAUUUAACAUAUAGCUCUUUUAGAACUUGUGAUGACUUAAAUGUUUAUAUAUCCGAGGUGUUUUAGGUGGUGCAAUAGACAAAUGUCGAAAUCGAUUAAAUGAAAUGAACCUCUGAUAGAAAGAAAUGAGUUUAACGCACCCUUUGAAAAAGACAAGGAAAUAACACUGCACAUCCGGAAGUGCACACAUUUCGUGGAGAUACAUUUUGAUAGAUAACUAAUGAUCAGCGGAAGUUUAUGUAUGCCGCUGUUAAGCAAAUGUACAUAUAAGUACUUAAGGUAGAUACUGAUUAUAGUUUAUUGAUAUCCAGGGUAGACAUUUUGCUAUUGUUAUAGUUGAAUAUAAUUCGCCGAUAAUGAAUUGCAUACAUGAGCUUUAACGGAUUUGCUUUAAUAUCUUAUGUAAACACUGCUGUGAUAUAAUGCUUUAUAUUUUUACGUUAUGUACAACGUGUGUCAUGUCAUUAUGUUCAUAUCAUUUUAUACACAUAAUACCAGAUCAUGUCUUCAGUUAUCAAUAAGUGACCGCUGUAUUUAGGUCGUGUUUGAACCUAUUAUCAGUUAUCAGCAAUAUAUGUCCGCCAUGUUUAGAGUGUGUAUGAGUGUCCGCCAUGUUUAGAGUGUGUAUGUAUACGUCAUAAGUCAUCAUCAAUAAGGGACCGCUGUGUUUAGGUCGUGUUUGAACAUGUUAUCAGCUAUAAUCAAUAAUUGUCCGCCAUGUUUAAGGUGAUGUAGGAAUGCGUCCCAAAAGUUACAUCAAUGUAUUCUCAAUGUUUAGGGGAUGUAGGAAUGCGUCCAAAAGUUACAUCAAUGUGUUCUCAAUGUUUAGGGGAUGUAGGAAUGCGUCCUAAGUUUACAUCAAUGUGUCCACCAUGUUUAGGGGAUGUAGGAAUGCGUCCUAAGUUUACAUCAAUAUUCGUAUGCCAUGUUAAAGUUGGGUUGUAAUGUGUGGUAAACUAUCAUCAUUAAAUCCCCUCCAUUAUUGGGUUGUGUUGGUAGAAUAUAUAUAUACAGUCUAUAUAAAUACGUGAUCCUCAUUUUGAGGUUUCAUUGGUACUUGAUGACAGUUAUCAUCAGAAAAAAACCAGUGCUCAAACCUAAUGAGUUUGUGUAUUACGUAAUGUCCAUCUUCAGACUUAAAAUAUGUGUUCCCUGUCAAAACAAUUUGUUUUUGUAUCUAUGACAAUUCAUUUUACACGACACAUAACAAUUGAGCAUGAUAAAUUGCCCCACGAUGGACACAUUCAUUGUAACCACAUCCUUCCUAAUUGAUUGACUAACGAGUUCCAGGUGUUUUUGUUGUUGUUUACAUGUUUUAUUGUCUCCAGUAGAACAAAUUUCCCUUUAAUAGCUUUACUUGGCUGUGCACUGCUUGUUUGUCCCCUACCGGUGAAACCGGGGCACUUUAGGUCUCCUCUCCGUCCGUCUGUCUGUCUGUAUGUGAUCGUCUGUUUGUUCAUUCAGUUUUCCGCACUUUCUCAGCCAUGCUUCUAGAUAUAUAUUGGUGAAUGUUGGUAUGUAAUUCAGUAUAAGUAGCUAAAGAUCAAGUUCGAGUUUCAUGGAUAUUUGGUCAAAGCCACUUCCUACUUUUAGCGGAGUGCGGUAGGGGACAUGUAUUGCUGUAGCAAUACCCAGCAUGCUAGCCCUUUGAACGUAUAUCUUUUGUUUCUGACUCUGGUCUGGAUGAAACCAAGCAUUGUAGUUUUCCAGUUGAUAUUAGCAUUCGUAAAGUCUCCUCAUGACUUCAUACCAUUUACUGUUAGUCUCGACAUUAAUUUGAGAUUCAUUUCUAGGGACCCUUUACCUAGGUUAACUGCUGGUUAGUGUAGGAGCCUAUGGUCAUAAUUGGCGUCUUGUAAAUUGCCAAAUAGUCUUGCGAAUUCUAGCAUAAUCACUUUAACGUUCUUUUAAUCGCUGAGUAAUCCUUCAUAAAUUGCUUUGCUCGUUUAAGACUUCUCUGCGAUUUAAAUACUGUAAAACCUGUUUAUUCAGAGAGUCUUGGUAGUUUUGGAUGUCGUCUAUUCUUUCAAAAGUUCAUUUUUCACUGAGGUUCGCUUGAUUCGCUAAGUCUAGCUUGUUUCGUACCUCAGAUGUUUCAUCAGUAGACGCCUCCUUUUCAUCGAGGAACAUACAUUUU